GCCUUCCUGAUGGCGUGAUUAAUUGUGAUAUAAAAUAGUCCGCUUAAGAAGUGUGUGUGUUGGGAGGGGGCAGGGGAGAGAACAGAGGCAAGGCCGGAUUUGAUCUUUUAAUCUUCGUUGGCCACAAUUAAAACAAACCCGAUCGUGGAGCGGCGUGAUCCCUUUGCAUAAAAACAUAUGGCUUUUGCUAUAAAAAUUAUGACUGCAAAACACCGAGCCAUUAAUAGCGUGCGGAGUGAUUUACGCGUUAUUGUUCUGCCGGGUGGACACGUGACGCGCGCGGCCAAUGGGGGCGCGGGCGCCGGCAACUUAUUAGGUGACUGUACUUCCCCCCUGGUGCCACCAAGUUGUUACAUGAAAUCUGCAGUUUCAUAAUUUCCGUGGGUCAGGCCCGGCCGACCAGGCGCGGGACACGGCAAUGGCCACCACCGGGGCUCUGGGCAACUACUAUGUGGACUCGUUCCUGUUGGGCACUGACGCGGCCGACGAGCUGAGUGCUGGCCGCUACGCGCCAGGGGCCCUGGGCCAGCCCCCACGGCAGGCGGCGGCACUGGCCGAGCACCCAGACUUCAGCCCGUGCAGCUUCCAGUCCAAGGCGGCGGUUUUCGGCGCCUCGUGGAACCCGGUGCACGCGGCGGGCGCCAACGCCGUGCCUGCUGCAGUGUAUCACCACCACCAUCACCACCACCCCUACGUGCACACCCAGGCGCCCGUGGCAGCGGCGGCGCCGGACGGCAGGUACAUGCGCUCCUGGCUGGAGCCCACGCCCGGUGCGCUCUCCUUCGCGGGCUUGCCCUCCAGUCGGCCUUAUGGCAUUAAACCUGAACCGCUGUCGGCCAGAAGGGGUGACUGUCCCACGCUUGACACUCACACUUUGUCCCUGACUGACUAUACUUGUGGUUCUCCUCCAGUUGAUAGAGAAAAACAAUCCAGCGAAGGCGCCUUCUCGGAAAACAAUGCUGAGAAUGAGAGCGGCGGAGACAAGCCCCCCAUCGAUCCCAAUAACCCGGCUGCCAACUGGCUUCACGCACGCUCCACGCGGAAGAAGCGCUGCCCUUAUACCAAACACCAGACGCUGGAACUGGAGAAAGAGUUUCUGUUCAACAUGUACCUCACCAGGGACCGCAGGUACGAGGUGGCCCGACUGCUGAACCUCACCGAGAGGCAGGUCAAGAUCUGGUUCCAGAACCGCAGAAUGAAAAUGAAGAAAAUCAACAAGGACAGAGCAAAAGACGAAUGAUGCCAUUUGGGUUAUUUAGAAAAGAGAUGAGCUAGAGAAAAAAAGACAGGACUGCUUGUCCCCUUGUCCCUGUUCUCCCCCAACCCCAGCCUCCACCACCCUGCACAAAGCGGCUCUAAAACCCCAGGCCUCAUCUCCCCCCUGGCAAACCCUGCUCAGGCUGGCUCCUAGGCCUGCAGCUUUGAUGGAGGAGGUAUUGUAAGCUUUCCAUUUUCUAUAAGACAAAGGGGGGGGGGUGUGCAUUAGCGCUGAUGGCUGUGUGUGCUAGCUUGUAUAUAUUUAAAAAAAUCUACCUGUUCCUGACUUAAAACAAAAGGAAAAACUACCUUUUUAUAAUGCACAACUGUUGACGCGGGCUGUAUAGUUUUUAGUCUGUGUAGUUAAUUUAAUUUGCUCUUUGUGCGGCAGAUCGCUCUGCCUAGAUACUUGAACACUGUGUUUUAUUGUGGUAAUUAUGUUUUGUGACUCAAACUUCUGUGCUGGGUGAUGCACCCGUUGUGAUUGUGGAAGCUAGAAUUCAAUUUGAACUCAGGUUGUUUAUGAGGGGGAAAAACAAUUGCAUAGAGUAUAGCUCUGUAGUGGAAUACGUCUUCUGUAUAACUAGGCUGUUAACCUAUGAUUGUAAACUAGCUGUAAGGAUUUCCCAGUGAAAUAAAAAUUUUAAAAUGGGGGGAGGUUCUUCAGGAUUGAUGGUUUCUCUACUUAAGAAAUGCAGGCAUUUUAGUCUCUACAUAUGCUUUAUAGUCUUAUCUUGUUCAUGUACAUAUAAUCUAUAUAUUAAAGAAAAAGUUCAUAAUCAGACAAGCUUGAAUAUUGUUUUUGCACCAGAGGAACAGUGAGGAAAUUCGGAGCUAUACAUAUGUGCAGAAGGUUACUACCUAUGGUUUAUGCUUCAUUUUAAUUGGGGGAAAAUGCUUAUUGUAAUUGAAUUAAUUUUAUUGAUAAUAAAUUAUACACCACAAAACCGCCAUUGGGCUACUGAACAUUUGUAUUCUUGAAUAAUCUGGGUUUUCCAUCGGGCUGAACAUACACUGUAUAUUUUGCAAUAGUUACCUCAAGGCCUACUGACCAAAUUAUUGUGUUGAGAUAUUUAACUUUUUGCCAAAUAAAAUAUAUCGAUUCUUUUCUA
This is a messenger RNA of Marmota flaviventris (yellow-bellied marmot), 2369 nucleotides long. It is a transcript of the gene Hoxa9, whose product is annotated as homeobox A9. Gene Ontology annotation, cellular component: nucleus. The record is from RefSeq and is a predicted model, not a curated record. NCBI's taxonomy places the organism in Eukaryota, Metazoa, Chordata, Mammalia, Rodentia, Sciuridae. Gene Ontology annotation, molecular function: DNA-binding transcription factor activity, RNA polymerase II-specific; RNA polymerase II cis-regulatory region sequence-specific DNA binding. Gene Ontology annotation, biological process: DNA-templated transcription; proximal/distal pattern formation; anterior/posterior pattern specification.